Gaeumannomyces tritici R3-111a-1 is the source of this 690-nucleotide messenger RNA. Its product is annotated as ribosome biogenesis protein RLP24. Gene Ontology annotation, biological process: ribosomal large subunit biogenesis. The record is from RefSeq and is a predicted model, not a curated record. Lineage: Eukaryota; Fungi; Ascomycota; Sordariomycetes; Magnaporthales; Magnaporthaceae. The coding region runs from base 1 to 690 and encodes 229 amino acids. Gene Ontology annotation, cellular component: nucleolus. The transcript has 3 exons.
AUGAGGAUCGAGACGUGCUAUUUCUGUUCGCGCCCAGCCUACCCGGGCAAGGGCAUAUCAUUCGUCAGGAACGAUGCGCGCGUAUUCCGCUUUUGCAGGAGCAAAUGCCACAAGAACUUCAAAAUGAAGCGCAACCCCCGCAAGCUCAAGUGGACCAAGGCCUUCCGCAAGGCGGCCGGCAAGGAGAUGACGGUGGACUCGACGCUGCAGCUGGCGGCGCGGCGCAACGUGCCGGUGCGGUACAACCGCGAGCUGGUGCAGAAGACGCUCAAGGCCAUGGAGCGCAUAUCCGAGAUCCGGUCGCGGCGCGAGCGCGUCUUCUACCGGCGCCGCAUGGCCGGGCGGCGCGAGCGCGAGGUGGCGGCGGCGCGCAAGCUCGUGGCCGAGGGCGAGCACCUGCUCCCGCGCCUGCGCGGGUCCGAGAAGCGCCGCAUCGCCGAGGAGAAGGGCAUCCCCGUCGACGAGGUCGAGGCGCUCACGCUCGACCAGAUGCUCGAGCUCAAGAGCGGCGGCAAGAAGCGCGCCGGCAAGGUGUUUGGCAGGGAGGUGCUGCGCCAGAGGGUCCGGGCCGACGGCGGCGUCGACACGGUGGUCGAGAGGACGACGGGGGUAGCCGGGGAGGACGAGGACGACGACGACGACGGGGGCGACAGCGACGAGGACGAUGCGGACGGCAUGGAUACGGACUGA